AUGACCCGUCCUAGGGUGCCCGAGAAGUCACACCGCGGGUUCGUUAGAGUGUUGGCUGCUUCCCCUGGCCCUGGUCUUGCGAACUAUAUGGGCAACCCUCCACCAACGGUGCCACGGUACCGCUUUGGGUUCAUCACCGACGCUGUUAUCUUGCGUGGUCUUACCCCAAAGGAUCUUCACUACAACGCCUUCGGUACUGAGAACUACAUUGAAGCUCAAUUGACAGAGUGUUGUGCCAAGCAUGGUCAUGAUAACGAAAAAAAAUUCGGAGUGUCGCGUCUGGCCGACAGAGGCUACGACUUGAAGGGCAACCGUUUGUUGAAUCGCGUGUUGGUGUACUUCACCUCCAACAUGACCGAAGAGGCGCUGGCAAGAACGACAAAUGACGCGCUGCUCAGUGAUGUAGCAAAGAUAGCCGGAAUGGAGAAGGAGGACGCGGCGUGGUUGCUCCAAGACUGGCGCGUCUAA
Mycena indigotica is the source of this 468-nucleotide messenger RNA. RefSeq lists its product as uncharacterized. The record is from RefSeq and is a predicted model, not a curated record. The coding region runs from base 1 to 468 and encodes 155 amino acids. The transcript has 3 exons. Lineage: Eukaryota; Fungi; Basidiomycota; Agaricomycetes; Agaricales; Mycenaceae.